GUUUCUUCAGACAUUUUGUUGUCAAGGCCGCUGAUCAAGUUUUAUUCUGUUUAUUUCACUUUUCUAGUCGAUUAGUCCUGAAGAAAGUAGCCUACAUAAUUUCAAGAUGACUGAAGUUGAAGAACAAGUUAACAAUACUUACAUCAUCCGACCGAAUUUUCAACACAAAUUUCGACCAGCAAUAGUUAAAGAAACAAUUCAUUCAGUAUUAACUGAAUUUUUAGCUGAUAAAACUUACAGUGCAGAUGACACCACAGACUGGACAAAAACUAUCUCUGAUACUAUUAAACAGAAAUUAAAAGAUUUGGGAUAUGAUAGAUAUAAGUUUUUAGUACAAGUAGUUAUUGGUGAACAGAGAGGAGAGGGAGUCAAAAUGGCUUGUAGAUGUUUUUGGGAUUCUGAUACAGAUAAUUUUGCUCAAGAUGUAUUUAUAAAUGAUUCUUUGUUCUGUGUUGCUGCAGCUUUUGGUGUGUUUUAUUAUUAGAAACAAAUUUGAUUGAAUUCAAACUGUGAUAUUUAUUGUGAAAAGAAAAAGAUGCAAAGAACAUAAUUAAAACUGAAAACUUUUGAAUUGAGUCGAAGGGAAUGUGUGUUGAUAUGCAGUGAGAACCAUCAUCAGUUCCAGAGAAUAAUUUGUUGAAAAAUAAACACUUAUCAUCCUCAUGUUUUAAAGCCUUCACAUGAUGUGAAUCAUCUUUAGCACUAGUUUCUUUUGAUGAUUACGAAACAUGUUCAUGGAUUUCAUAAAGAGUUUAUAUUAGAUAUAUUUUAGUUGUUAGGUGUCAAGGCUAGUAUUUUAGCUGUAUUGAUGUUUCACUUCCAGUGUUGACUUUCCUGUUAAUGGAUAUUUGUAAUCAAAAUAAAUUGUAUAUUUAGUAUGUUGUAUACUGUGUCUUGAACUCAAAUAAUAACACUAUAUCAUUGAUAAAACACACAUUUUUAUACACCCACAUCUCUCUAUGUGGACAUAUAUUGUCGGCACCCCUGUCAGUCCGUUUGUCCGUCCGUCAACAUUUGCUUGUAAACGCUCUAAAAACUAGAGUUUUUGAUGGAAUCAAAUGAAAUUCAGUAUGUGUAUACACGAAGAUCAAGUUUGAAUUGGAGCUAUUUUCCACCGUUAGAAGCAGAGUUAUUGCCCUUGCCCCAAAAUCUUGAAUAUGCUAUUACUCUCUUAGUUUUCAACCGAUUUUGAUGAAACUUAAAAUGGAUGUUAUUGGACCUAAAUCGAAAGGUUUGAGAAAUUUUAGUUUACUUCUGAUUAAAUUUAAGGCUUUUUCAAGAUUUAGGCCUCUUACGUCAGUUUUAAGGAGUUAUUGCCCUUUUACCUCUAUACAGUAAGUGCUUCUAUCAACAUCAAUUGCUCGUAUAUACUCCGUUCGUCGGUCUGUCCGCCCGUCAACAUUUGCUUGUAAACACUCUAAAAACUAGAUUUUUUGAUGGAAUCAAAUGAAAUUCGGUACGUAUAGACAUAUUCAUAAACGAAGAUCAAGUUCGAAUUUGAGCUAUUUUCGACCGUUACAAGCAGAGUUAUUGCCCUUGCCCCAAAAUCUUGAAUAUUUACCUCAUGCCACGGUGGGCGUAUAUGGCUGUAGUCCACUAUCUUUAAUUUGUUAUGCCUGUCAUUUUUCAUUGUAAUUUCACAUUGACAAUAUAUUAAAACGAUAUUUUCAUUUCA
Lottia gigantea (owl limpet) is the source of this 1675-nucleotide messenger RNA. RefSeq lists its product as hypothetical. Lineage: Eukaryota; Metazoa; Mollusca; Gastropoda; Lottiidae. Gene Ontology annotation, cellular component: cytoplasmic dynein complex; cytoplasm. The transcript has 5 exons. The record is from RefSeq and is a predicted model, not a curated record. Gene Ontology annotation, molecular function: dynein intermediate chain binding. Bases 107 to 484 code for a protein of 125 amino acids. Gene Ontology annotation, biological process: microtubule-based movement.